Messenger RNA from Ceutorhynchus assimilis (cabbage seed weevil), 621 nucleotides. Lineage: Eukaryota; Metazoa; Arthropoda; Insecta; Coleoptera; Curculionidae. The record is from the annotation of a GenBank genome assembly.
UGGAUGAUGAUAAUUGAAAAGGAACCAAGCGCCAAAUUGCAAAAAUCUGGAUUAUGGAACCAUACGACAGUUUGGCAUUUAUUUUUAAUGUGUAAAAAGUCUCAAGCGCCUACCGGCAUCCUAGCGGCAUGUAUUGAUUGAAGAUCCAAGUUCCAGUACUGUUUAUAGAAAAUGAUUACUGUGGCUUGGUUCCCUUUAUAUUUUCGGACAGUUUUGUUUGUGAAUGCUGGUUUUCAUGUUUUUGGAUUUCAAUUUGAACUAAAAAUGAGUGAAAGAACUAAGGAUGGGCCAGGUGAAUCUUUUACUAGAGUGUAUAUGCUUGGAAAGGUUGAAGUGUGCCGUCGUGGUACUUAUAUCAACACCUACCAAAUAUCCACAAAGCGGGUUAACACUGCAUUAGAAAAAAAAAAACGUAGCACCAAAAUACAAGACGAGCGAGGAAAAUCUGGAGGGAAGAAGGAAAUUGAUGUAGAAUCAAUAAAUAAAAUUAUCGAUCACAUAGCCAAAUUUCCUACCUAUGUGUUUCACUACUAUCGUUCAGAAACGGAAGCGAAAUUUUCACCUUACGACCUCACAGAAAGAAAAAUGUCUCUAUGUAAAACACAAAAAUCCCAAAGUUAG